Larimichthys crocea (large yellow croaker) is the source of this 6739-nucleotide messenger RNA. RefSeq names its product phosphofurin acidic cluster sorting protein 1 (gene pacs1b). The coding region runs from base 440 to 3157 and encodes 905 amino acids. The record is from RefSeq and is a predicted model, not a curated record. Gene Ontology annotation, molecular function: transmembrane transporter binding. Gene Ontology annotation, biological process: protein localization to plasma membrane. The transcript has 24 exons. Lineage: Eukaryota; Metazoa; Chordata; Actinopteri; Sciaenidae.
GAGGCGUAGCUCUCAGCCUCGCGCUGCUUUCUGCUCAUUGUGCGACUUCAGCGAGAGAAAUUUCCGCUUCCUGCACCGACAAACGGGAACACACACACACACACACACACACACACACACACGAAGUUAAGGCACGGGGAGAGGAAGAUACCGAGAGGACACACGCGGACAGACGGACGUGUCGCGCGCUGGGGUGGGGGGAUUUAACGCGAUGUGAGAAUAGCGCGGACAACUUUCCUUUGCAUUGUCCGCCGGAGCGUUUUUACGCAUUUGCACCACCAGGAGCCUGAAAAACAACCAGCAGGAGCAGGAGCACCACCUAAAAACCAAAAACCAGCACGAACACACGGAGGAACCAGCCUGCUACAACUACAACCGCAGCUCCGGGUGUUCCUCCUCCAGCAGCCCCCGUCUUGAGAGCUCGUUUUCAGCCUCCAGGAUGUCGGAGCGAGGAGGGCUCCCGCGGACUGGGGGCGUCCCUUCGCCGCACAUGCAGCCCUCCAAGCCGGUCAGCAUCACCUCUAACCGACCGGUCCACAUGAACCUGUACGCCACCUGGGAGGUGGACCGCUCCUCACCCAGCUGUGUGCCCAGGCUUUUCAACCUGACUCUGAAGAAGCUGAUCAUGCUGAAGGAGCUGGACAAAGACCUCACCUCGGUGGUCAUCGCCGUCAAACUGCAGGGCUCCAAGAGGAUCCUUCGCUCCAAUGAGAUCCUGCUGUCCUCUGCGGGCCUCACGGAGACCGACCUGCAGCUCACCUUCUCCCUGCAGUAUCCACACUUCCUCAAGAGGGACGCCAACAAGCUUCAGAUCAUGCUGCAGCGACGGAAGCGCUACAAGAACCGGACCAUCCUGGGCUACAAGACGCUGGCGCUGGGACUCAUCAACAUGGCCGAGGUGAUGCAGCACCCCAGUGAGGGCGCCCAGGUCCUGGGGCUCCACAGCCAGCUGAAGGACGCUUCGGUACCCGUCGCCGAGAUCCGAGUCUACUCCCUCUCCAGCCAGCCCAUCGACCACGAGGGACCCAAAGCAAAGAUGUCUGAUCGCUCCCCGGACAUCGACAACUACUCCGAAGAGGAGGAAGAGAGCUACUCGUCAGAACAGGAAGGCAGCGACGACCCCAUUCAUGGACAGUAUCUGUUCGACGAGGAAGACGAGGUGAGGAAGAAGAAGCCGAGGCGUAAGCUCCCUUCCAACGCCGCCAUCACCAGACAACCAAACAUCAAGCAGAAGUUCGUUGCCUUGCUGAAAAGGUUUAAAGUCACCGAUGAGGUUGGUUUUGGCUUGGAGCAUGUGUCGAGGGAGCAGAUCCAGGAGGUGGAGGAAGACCUGGACGAGCUCUACGACAGUCUGGAGAUGUACAACCCGAGUGACAGCGGGCCGGAGAUGGAGGAGACCGACAGCAUCCUGAGCACGCCCAAACCUAAACUACGGCCGUUCUUCGAGGGAAUGUCUCAGUCCAGCUCUCAGACGGAGAUCGGCAGCCUGAACAGCAAAGGCAGUUUGGGCCGAGACACUUUCAGCCCGCAGGGGGAGCAGCCUCCUCUAGAGAAGAUGAAACCGUCCCGCAGCCGCAACCUGGAGGAGGCGUUGUCCGAGACCGACACACUGGAGCUAACGGAUCAGGAGCUGUUUGCCGAGCUGGGCCCCUGCAUCAUGGUAUCAGUGGCAGAGAAACCCCGUACGCCCCUGAAGAGCAGCAAAAGUGAAACCCAGGCCAUGCCGUCACCAAGGUUGGACGGAGGCCACACGCCCAGACAGAAGCGAAUCAGCACUCCCAUGAAGGAGAGACAGCUGUCCAAACCUCUGAGCGAACGCACCAACAGCUCGGACUCGGAGAGAUCCCCGGAGCUCGGACACAGCACGCCGCUCCUGAGGAAGGUGGUGUACGAUCAGCUGAACCAGAUUUUGUUGUCGGACUCGGCUCUCCCGGAGAGCCUCAUCUUGGUCAACGGCACUGACUGGCAAGGGCAGUAUGUCGCAGAGCAGCUCCAGGUGAAGAGACACCCGGUGGUCUGCACGUGUUCGGUGGCCGAAAUCCAGGCGGUGCUGUCGGCCGUGCUCACACGCAUCCAGAAGUUCUGUAACUGUAACUCAUCCAUGCCCAGAGCGGUGAAGGUGGCGGCGGUCGGCAGCCAGAGUUACCUGGGAGCCAUCCUGCAGUUCUUUGUCACUCAGCUCGCCAACAAGACGUCCGAUUGGCUCAACCACAUGCGCUUCCUGGUCGUCCCUCUGGGUUCCCAUCCGGUUGCCAAGCACCUCGGCGCCCUUGACAACCGCUACAGCUCCUCCUUCCUGGACGGCGCGUGGAGAGACGUCUUCAGCCGAUCCGAGCCUCCGCAGACAGAUCAGUUGGAUGUCGCGGCACGAAUCACACAGUACAUCAGCGGCGCCACGGUCACACACCAGCUGCCCAUCGCCGAGGCCAUGCUCACCUGCAAACACAGGACGCGAGAUGAAGACUCCUACCAGAAGUUUAUUCCCUUCAUAGGGGUAGUGAAGGUCGGUCUUAUCGAGUCCGGUCCUUCUCCGACAGGAGAUAUAGAAGAGGGCGUGGCGGUGAGCUUGGCUGUCCCCUCCACGUCUCCCCCCUCUCACGGCUCACCCACGGGGAUGAUUAAAGAGGCAGCCACGCCUCCCUCCUCUCCCUCCAUGGGCAGCGUGCUGACUGUACAAGGGAGUCCCAGCAUGUCUCACGGCGUGGACGCCAUCGGCCUGCAGGUGGAUUACUGGCUCGCCUCCUUGGCCGACAAGCGGCGCGAGGGCGAGCGACGCGACACGGGCUGCAAGAACACGCUGAAGAGCGCCUUCCGCUCUCUGCAGGUCAGCAGGCUACCAGGCGGGGGCAGCAGCGACCCGCAGGCUCAGGUCAGCACCAUGGCCAUGACGGUGGUCACCAAGGAGAAGAACAAGAAAGUUCCCACCAUCUUCCUGGGAAAGAAGCCAAAGGAGAAGGAUGUAGACUCAAAGAGUCAGGUCAUUGAAGGCAUCAGCCGACUCAUCUGCUCCGCCAAGCAGCAGCAGACCAUCCUGAAAGUGUCCAUAGACGGCGUGGAGUGGAACGAUGUUAAGUUCUUCCAGCUCGCCGCCCAGUGGCCCACUCACGUCAAAUACCUACCUGUCGGACUUUUCGGCUACAGCAAACCCCCGUCCUAGGGGUGACCACCCGCCGACUCCUCUGACCCCCCCCAACUUGACCUUCGACUUUCCUCGAUCCUGUCACACCUUUUUUGCGCAAAGACCCCCCCCCCCUCGCCUCUCUGCGCCUGGACUGUGUUUCUUCCUUUUGGUUUUGUUUUGGCUGCAGUUUCUCUUUUGGGAAGGAGGAAGAGGAGGGGAGGCGUUAGGGGGGGUGCAGCGCUGUUACUAGUCACUUUAACGCCCCCUUUUUUUUUUUGGUGUGUGUUUGCGUGCGUGGCGAGUGUGCAUGCACACGUGAAUGUACAGUAUGUGUGUGUGUGUGUGUGUGUGUGUGUUUACAAGGGGCUUACAGCACAAGAUUAUUAGCUGACUGCCAUUUUACGUUUCCGUUCUAUGGAAUGCAACAGCAUGCAACAACUCACAGAUUUCAAAGCCCUUCAAGUUUUUUGACCCCCCCCCUGCAAACCUCGAGACCCGAUCCAACCACGUGCAUGAAAACUUAACCACCACUCAUGUGCCGGAAACAGUUACUCAAAAAUAGAACGCGACGGGACGCUUCGGUGUUUGCAUGAGUCAGUGAAAACACAAAGAAAAGUCUCCCGUGCUCACAAAAAUGUCAAAUAAUAAUAAAAAAAAAAAAAAGGUUUGCAUGUGACAAGUUCUCCGACGCCCUUCAAACAACACACCCGGUUUCUCUUUUCUUUCUGAUAUUUCAAGGGCUUCCAUAUGAUUUAAAACAUUUUUUCUGUACCAGAAUAAGUAAUUUGGAUGUCUAAUGCCAAACCUUUAAAAAAAAAAGAAGAAAAAAAUCAUAUCUAUGAAGGGGAAGUGUAUUUUUUUUCUCUUUUUAAUCGUGCUCUAGUGGAAAAUAGUCAAACUUCCCUUUUGAAAGCAGUUUCGUGAUGCAUAGUGUACGUUUUUGUGACGAGCUCCAGGGGGCUACCGUAACGUGCAGUUUUCUUCUUCAACUUCUUAUUUGCUAUGCACUUAUGAGUACACAUCUGGGUGUUUGAGUACAGCUGGUAAGAAAUAUAUAAAACUGUCUUGACAUCAGAAACAAACAGGGGGAAAAAAUGCAUAUUUAAACAGUCCCAAUUUUUUAUUUAAGGAGUUUAAACACCUGCAAUAAAGCACAAUGUUGUUUCCUCACAGCAGACCUGGUUAAAACAUUUUUAAAAAGUUAUUAUAAGUUCAGUUAUGUUGGCACAGGUCUGCUUCAUGCUUUCUCUAGGAUGUCGUGAGGUGAUUAGUGAGUGUACAGUAACACGUGAGUGUGUGUGUGUGUGUGUGUGUGUGUGUGGUCAACAAGAAAAAAAAAUCACUAACUAGGAGGAAAACUUUUUCUAUCAUGUGACAGAGGGCAUGUAAUUAGUGUGUGUGUGUGUGUGUUGAUGAUGUGGUCAUUAUCGAUAUCAUUGAUCGAUCAGAAAUUUGGGCUGUGAAAGCUGCAGGAGUCGUCUUGUUUACUUUGUAGCCUGGCACAAGGCGAACAUCCACCCACCCACCGCUAAAACUGAAACAAAUUGAAUUAAAUCAGCUUUUUAAUUGAAAUUAUUUGAUUGGUUUGAAUCCAGGAAUGCAGCCUUGUGUCGCCUACAUCGUAACACGCUCUCCAUCUCCGGUGAAGUAUUAGCAAAACUAGUUUUUUUUUAAAUAGUGUUAAUGCCAACGUCUGUUUUUGUUUAGAUUAGAAAGCUUGGAUGUUCCAGUGUUCCAGUCGUGAUGUCAGCAGCACGUCUCGGCUCAUUUCUCUGUUGGACGUGACGCGAGGUUUCACGCUGAAGGCUCUCUCUCUCUCUUGUUUGGUCUCAGCUCACUUUGGUGUUAAUUACAUGCAAAUAUUUGAAUGUAUUGACUUCAGUUUACACACGCGGUGCUGUCUGACGAGCGAGAGAGCGCGCCCAUCGUGAAACCUGUAGAUUUUCUUCACUCGUGUUGCUGACAACCAGUUAAGGGCUUGAUAGACCGACUGACUGACUGACAGGGUUUCAUUAUACCUGGAUAUCAGUGAGUGUUGAUGUACUGUAACUUGACGAUGAGGUUGCUCAAUCAUUUCAUUCCAAAGUUUAAUACUUGCUCUUAAAAAAGAAGCAUUUUUGGCAUAAAAAUAAUUCAUUCAAUCAUUCUGAAAGUGAACUAAAUCUGAAGAACAAAAGUACAAUCAUCUCUAAAAUAACCCAUACUUAGAAAAACUUUAUAAUGUGCCACUAAUGACUUUAUUUACAUUAACAAAUCAUAAUCAAAAACACAUUAAAGUUCUGCUAUUAUGCAUGAAUAAUAACUUUUGGGUUGCCUGGUUGUGAGGCCAAAUUUCAGUCAAGUAUCCCUUUAGUUAGUUUAGUUGCUUUUCCGUUUUUUCUAUUAACAAUGAGUCAAAUUAGUACAUGUUGAGAAUGAGAAUGAGAAUUAUUACCAAACUCCUCGGUUCCCUUCAGGUUUACAGACCACUUUAGUGUCUUUUAGCUCAUUGUUUUGGUUUAUGGGUCCGCAACUUUACUGUUUCGAAGCACUAAGAACUGACUGUACACCACAUUUCCCAGCCCCAAAACAGCAGACAAAUAAAGUUAGAAACUGGCCGGGGAACACGGAAGCUAAAAAGAGACAAAUAGUUCCCACAGGAGGCGGUGGAGACUCAAACUGAGCUAAAAUAAGAGUGAGCAAUAGACAGCAGGUGGACAGAAACACGUCUCCAAAUGAACGAUAGUGUUCCUGUGUGUAAAUGGUCAACCAAUUUGCCAAAUUGUGCACCAAUAAUACUAUAAUUAAUAAAUAAAUACAUUUGUUAGAGCUAAAAUGUAGCUGAACUAUAAUUUGUUAGAGCUUGCAGCUUGUUUCUGCUGCCCCCAAGUGGCCAAAAAACAACACGUACUGCUUUAAUAUUAAAUAUUAUCAUUAUAACAAAGUUUUUCUGCUUGGAUGAAAUCAUUAGCUCUAUGAUUGUGCAAGUUAAUAAGUCAAACAGGUCAUGAGGAACAGGAGGGAUCCUUCACCAACAUGUGGCAACCCGCUCAGUACAAUUUUAACCUUUUUAAUAAAGUCAUUAGUGACAACUUAGAAGGUUUUUUUCUUAAGUAUGCUUUAUUAUGAAAGAGUGCUGCAUUUUUAAAUUAGAAAUUUCAGAAAAUACAAAUAUUUCCAAAUGUUUCACGACAAUUUGGAAUGAAAUGCUUUUCUUUUUUUUUUUACUGUAACCACGAAGGGUCAACGAUCUUGUGUCUACUAACUCAAAAUGCUCUUUGCCUUGUAGUGUUGUUAGCCUAUUUAUCGCAGUGAUGUGAAUCUAAACUACCUUUCCGAAAUUGUACGUCAUAGUGUACCGAUGCCUCUUUCCGCUUGCAGCCUACACAUCGAGAGUUUAAAGGUCAGCUGACUCUCUCCGUCCGGCUCUCUGGUUGAACUGAACUUGGAAAUAUUCUUCUGAAGGAGAGGCAUUAAAAAACCAAAAUCACUGCCAAAACUACAAUGUGAAACAUUUGUGAUAACAUUCAGAUAGAUAUGUGGGGUCUUUUUUUUUUUUGGUUAACAACAAAGUGAUCCUUGUUCUGUAGUCAUCAUUUCAGUGUUUGGAGGAACUGAAUGCUUUUUUUAAAAUCACAG